GGUCUAGGGUCACGAGUAUCCGGAGCGGUCGCGUGUACGGGUAUAAAUAGCCUUGUUGCGCAGCAUUAAAUUGGCAUUUUGGCGUUACAUACUGUGUAUGCGUCCCGUAUGCCCCGCACGCGGAGGUGCGGACGGAAGGGAAGCCUUAUUACGUUGUCGUAGACAACAUCUGGUGACCCCAAUGUGACUUUGGGCGCGAGCAAGGUGCCGAGAAGCCGGAGCCGUGAUGGAGCUCGGUGUGCAGGAGGUGGUGAGUAUGCUGAAAUCCUUGGCCAAGGAAGUAGGGAUAACACUACAUAAGAAGGAGUGCCCCGCACUCCUUCAGUGGAUGCUGCGCAAGCAGUGUGCGGAGUCCCCGACAGACUGUCUGCAGAAAGUGGUUUUAGAGAAGGCGGGUCAGGAGCUAUGGGAAGGGGCAAGUGCGGGAAAUAAGGAGGCACUGGGACUUAUCCCUGUGCUGGGGACUGUGAGAAGUGUGAUACAGAAAGUGAAAGAUGAGCGGCAUCUCGAUGCCACGGCACGUCAAGUGUUAUCGGGGACGCCUGAUGACACUGAGACAGCCAAAACCGAUGGAGAGCAGGGAAAGGAGCGAUCGGAGGGAGAGGAAAACAAGACGGGCAAGUCAGGGGAAGAGACGGGGACGGAAGCUCCGCUUUUAGCCCCUUUAGGGGCGGAAGGCAAGGGCAGGCGACCCCAGGGGUGCAGACCUCAGACGAUGGGCAGUUUUGGUCUAUGAACCCGAACGGAACGCUGACAUGUUUCCCGAGGGCUCCCGUUCCUUCAGCCCCCUGGCUGGUCCAGGCAGGGACGCCCGCUUUUACAGUGGCGCCUCCGCCCUAUGGUGCAGCUCCCCGUGGUGCAGCUGUGCCGGGUGUAGGUGAGGGAAGGAUGCCGGGAUCUAGCCCUGUGGAGCAGCCUCUCCCCUCGACGUCGAGGCGGGUUACUAGCUCCAAAGAUAGGGUAGAGGGGUCCCAAAGGCGUGGGGCGGAUGACGAGACCAGUUCCUCAGGGGAGGAGGAGGGUCGCCUUUGCAUAGACCUGCCAUCUGAGGGGGAAAGGAGAUGGCGGGGGCGGGCACGGGACCAAGUUCUCAGGGCCGGUGAGCGCUGGGUUAUUCAUGCUCAGGAGUGCAUGCUCUCCGGAUGCGAGCUUGAGCCCAUGCCACGCUCUUGCUAUCCUGUUUUUGUUGGUGGACCGCAGGGUCCCCCAUGGCAACCGGUAGAUUACUAAAUGCUAAUGCAGUUGAGAAAGGCGGUCCAAGAGGGAGGUCUUACCGGAUCGCAGGCGCAGGUACCGAUUUUUGAGGCGUACAUUCAGGAGGAGGUAGACAGCUUGCGAGCUCGUGCGCAGGCAGACCCAGCUCAUCCUCUACACAACAUCCCAGCGGAUGCAAUCGCAGGAAAGGGUAAUUGGAGUACCCCUCAGGAACAACUGAUCUUGCCAGCCACCGUUCUUGUCGCAGCGGCGGAUUUGGGCAGGCGAGCGCUUGAGCGGAUGCACACGCUUACUAGUGGGUCGCCAAGUUAUCUUCAUAUUAGACAAAAACCUGGGGAGCAUUUUGGCUCCUUUGCAGACCGAGUACAGUCAGCUAUCUCGAGUAGCAACCUGCCCCCUGAAACUCAGGAAAUAGUGCUGCGAGAGUGUUUACGUUCAAGCGCAGCUCCAGAGUACAAGGCUGCUCUUGCAGCCCUUCCUGCCACAGCCACAGCAGGGGAACUCAUAGCGCGUGGCUGCGCUUUUGGUCGAGCACAAGACGUGCAGCCACUGGCUGCGGUUUUGUCUGAGCAGGUUGCUGGGAUAACAGCAGCUCUGCAAGCGAUGGAUGUCCAAACCGCACCAGACGUCUGCUUCCGUUGUGGAAAGGGAAGGCAUCUUGCUCGCAACAGCUUGCAGGGCCGGGGAUAAGGAAGAGGGACAAUCUGCCAGCCAGGCUGACAUACCAUUGGUUCAAGUUAGUGUUGAUUUAGGAAACAGACCUAUACCUAAAGCACA
Molecule: messenger RNA, 1992 nt
Organism: Numida meleagris (helmeted guineafowl)
Lineage: Eukaryota; Metazoa; Chordata; Aves; Galliformes; Numididae
Exons: 2
Coding region: 1231-1905 (224 amino acids)
Biological process (GO): viral process
Source: RefSeq, a predicted model, not a curated record